AUGAGCAUCGCCUUCAUUGAACAUCGAGUAUUAGUAGAAGAAAUGGAACACUCGAAAGAUUUAACUGAAAUAGUUGAUAUGGAGAUCGAUGACAAGGACGAAUAUGAAAUUACUUCAGACAUUAAUGAGGUCGCAAAUGUUAGUUUCAUCACUACUAAUUCUCUCGCUCGAAGAGAUGUUGAGAAUGAUAAACCAAAGCAAAUUGUACUCGGCAUGAAUACUCAGAGAUGCAUGAAAAAUUCAAAAGGAAAGAGGAGACGAUCAAGAUGGGAUGUUGGGCCAAUCUUUCAUGCAAAAUCCAGUACUGCCUCAGACUCAGAUUUAGAUGCGAAAAAUGUGGAGAUGUGUAUUGCUAAACAAUAUGAAAAGACGAACCUCUUAGUUAAUGAAGAAAAAAAAAUAAACGAAGUUCGGGAGACGUGCAGUAUUUCAGAACAAGCAUGCUCGAUAACUGCUGAAACAUCUUUUGCGAUGCAACAAAAGCAUGUCCAAAGUAAAUGCUAUGAUAAGAUGGCACUGCCAUGUAAUUCCUCUACCGUAUGUCUAUCAUCUGAAUCAUCAGAUGUGGAUAAAAUUCUGUCGGUUCCUAAUGCAGUAAAGGAGGAUAAAGCUAAAGUGGCAUUCAAAUGGAAGUUGACGAAAACAACAAAAGAACUUUCAAAAUUAGACAGCAAUGUGUGGGGGCUGGAAAGUGAAACUCGUGAGUUGCCGAAAUUAGAUUUUAGUGAGCCAUUUAAUGAUAUGUUGGAUGAUACUAUGAAUUCUUUAUCAGUUGCAAAAACUAUUCCAGGGGAGUCGGAAUUGGAAGUUAGUAAGAGUUCUUCUCAUAUGCCGUCUUCUUGUCAAGAUUCCUUAUUCACAGAAGAAAUAAUUCUCCUUCCUAACUCUGACGAAUCACUAUCAACAAGCGUGAAAAUAAGGAAUGAUUUUGUAUCAUAUGAUAAGGAAAAUGACUCAUUUUGUAAUGUGGAGAUUGAGCAGUUACGUCCGGUACAUCAUGCAGCACUGGAAAUAGUGCCUAAAUCACCUAAAGAUGAACUAUGUCAACUAGUCACAGAUCUAGGAUCGAACAGUAGUGAUAUUAAGCAACGCAUGUCCCCUUCUUUACAACAUGAGCAUAGUGAUCUGCCAGGUAGUUCGAAAGUCAAUGUAUACGAUCAAAUUGAUAUGGCCAAUGCGACUAGCACACAGAGCACAGGGAAUUCUUGGUAUGCAUCAGAGUUCUGCCAAAAGUCGAGUAUGGAAGAGGAGAAGUCACUUUCUUCGGAAUCACAGUCUUCUACACAUCAGAGCUGGGAUAUUAUAGGAAGUCCGAAAACUGAAGAAAAUUCAGAAAGUGAACGAGCCUCUUCUAUGUCAUCAGUUUCCUCUCCCUCAUCAGUUUCGAUUUGUUCCUUAGAUUCUACUCCGCAAAAAUUUUCUUUGCCAGAUAAUAAUGUCUUACAAACCACUGAUAUACAGCAAAACCAACUUUCGGAAGCCUCUGAUUUAAGUGGUAUCAUGAGUCAUGCUAUCUUCACUAAUGACGAGAACGUAGAAAAUCCAUCAGCACCUCAAGUUUCUUCUACAAUUCAGGAAACAAUUAGUUGUCCACCGCCAUAUGAGGAACUGGAUGAUAACGUCAUACUUUGCGAUGAAAGCUUGAUCAAAGAGGCCAAGGUUAUAAUUAGAAAAAAUAUAUUUUGGGUCGUGCGUUGCUUCUGUGAACCAACAUCACAAGAAAUAGCAGAAGGUCGUGGUUGCAGCUCUGGUUGCAUUAAUCGAGAACUGUAUACUGAAUGUGGUUCACGAUGCCCCAGUGGUACUGGAUGUGCUAACAGGCGCUUUCAUAAUAAACAAUAUGCCAAGGUAGAAGUAUUCUAUGCCGGUGUGAAGGGAUGGGGAUUGAAAGCGAUGGAACCACUUGAUCCUGGUCGUUUUAUCAUUGAAUACGUGGGGGAAGUAAUUGAUGCUGAAGAAAUGAUACGUCGUGGAAGAAAAUAUGGAAAAGAUCCGAAACAUGUACAUCAUUAUCUUAUGGCAUUGAAAAAUGGUGCUGUUAUAGAUGCCACUGCAAAAGGAAAUGUUUCACGUUUCAUAAAUCAUUCUUGUGAUCCAAACUGUGAAAGUCAGAAGUGGACCGUAGAUCGACAGUUACGAGUGGGUUUUUUCGUCAUCAAACCUAUCGCUAUUGGAGAAGAGAUUGUUUUCGAUUAUCAGCUUGAACGUUAUGGGCGAAAAGCGCAAAGAUGCUUUUGUGGUGCUGCAAACUGUCGAGGUCGAAUAGGUGAUGACAGUGAAAGUGAAGGAGAGGAUAAAAUUAGUGAUGAAGCUGAGAUUGAAGAAAGCGAAGCUGAUGAUGAGAUUAUUUUAUCUAAAGCUGAAGUGAGAGCGGGAAACAAAGAAGAAAGUGCACAGAAAAUCAAAAAGAAAAAAAAACAAAGAUCAAUUCAGCGCUACAAUAAGGCUAUAAGAAGUACUCUGUCGAGGGGACCUCCCCGAAAUCGUACUCAAGUUCGAGAUCUUGUUAGGUUGAUGAUACAAGUAGAGCAAGCACCUCAGCGUUCAUCUCUUAUAAAGUGUAUUCGAUUUGCACAUCCUGAUGUAUUGCGGCUCUUCAUUCAAGAAUGCGGUCUACGACUUCUCUAUGUAUUCUUGGCAACUGACUACCCGAUUGAUGAUAAGCAGUCUGUACUGCAGUUGCAGAUUAAAUCACUUGAUCUAUUGGAUGUUAUGCCUAUUGCAAAUAAAAAUCAGAUAAACGAUAGUCAUUUGGCAAGUACAGUGAAGAAGAUUUCUAGAGAGAGAGGGCCAGUUGAUGAAAUUGUAGAAGAUGUAAUGAGGAAAAUAAUAGACGCAUUAUGUUGCGAUGUACCUUCUACUUCUUUGAAUCCAAUAUCAAGGUUUUUACAAGAUCCAGAUCCUCUUAUAGAGCGUUUACAUUGUGAAAUGGUCGUGAAAGCUGCAAAAUUGAUUGAAAAGUGGGAAAAUUUGCGUGAAGAAUAUCGCAUCCCUCGACGAGAGCGCAAAAGCUCUGAUAGUAUUCAGCAUGAUACCAGUCGAUACAUUCGGUCUAAACUGUCAUUUCAGAAAAAGGAAGAUGAAAGAAGUAAACGAGUGAUAGUGGACAAAAAAGACGAUGGUAGUACAUUAUGGAGGCUAAGUGGGUUUGGACCACCGCCAAAAAAACGUUGCUUUGAUCGACAUCGUUUUCAAAAAGCCGAUUUACCAAUUUUCAUCAAGGACUUGACACAUCUUGAAAACGAGGAUUUCAAGCAGUCAACGUCUUCAGUUGACAUAUCUCGUGCUAAUAGUGAAGAAGAUGGAUGCAAAUCAAAAAAACGACGUUCGAGAUUUGAUAUUAUCGGCGAAAGGAAUCCAUCAUCGAUGUAUGAAUUGUACGCUACGGAUAGCGAUUUUUAUGCCCCACCUCCACCAAAGCUACUGCCUGAAUCGAUGUUUGCAGCAGGUUUGCCGCGUUCUAUCAAUUUGUUGCAUGGAGAUCAGCCAUUUUCCGAAUAUUUUGAUUGGAAUACAGUAUAUGCAAAGUAUGAUCCAUCAUCGGCUGCCUACCAACAGUUCAUUGAUUACUAUCAGCAGGAACAGUAUCCAGUAAUGGGAUUGGUACAAUGUCCAAGUCAACCUUCAAUGUGGUUGCAGAAUAUAGCAGAAAUAAAAAGUAUUUUGGAGGCACCAGCUCCUCCUCCACCAAAACAACCUAAAACUCCGGAAGAAAAUCCAAAUUUGCUCACAAUUGGACCGAUUAAUAUGGAUAACCCAACAGAAAAAGAUAUCGAAAUACUUGAAAAACAUUUAAUUACGCUUAAAGCAAAGCUGGCUGAAAUCAAAAAAAGGGAACAAGAGUCAGAAAUCAACGCUUUAAAGGAUUCAAAUGAAAAAAUUAAUGCACCGCCACCUCCUCCACCAAUUCAAAGCAAACAGUCUUUGUGGGUGCAGGCUACAACUGAAGAAGGCGCUGUUUAUUACUAUAAUAAGGAAACUAGAGAAUCUGUAUGGUCCCUACCUGAUGAAUCUGAAGGAGGAAAUGCCUCUGCUGACACCACAACUGACCGUUCUGAUACUCGUGCAACAUUCAAAGUGGAAAUAGUGAAGUAUGUUGGAGGAAUGCUGGAACCGAUUCGAAAACUUAAAUUUGCAUCUGCUGAUGAUUAUAAAUACGUCUUGCGAAAGCUAACACACACUAUACUGGAUAAAGAAUUAAAACGUGUUGGUGAAACAGAGCUUAGAGUCACAGAGUCUGUUCGAGAUAAAGCACGGAAGUUUGUGGGUGAAUAUUUAGCACGACUGGGUGAUGUGAAAGUAAGCCGUACUUUUCCUCGGAAUAAAUUUUACAUUGGUCUGUUGCUGGAUUGGAUGGAGCAAGUGGAAGAGAGGAAUUUCAGAUCUAUACUCUCUCGAGCAUUAAUCAAUUUGAAAGCAUAUCCAUUGAAUGUUGAAACAUUUGGAGACCUGAAGAUUAUUCGAGGCAUUGGUGAUCAAUUAGCUGAAAAACUUGACGCAGCAUGGAAUGCAUUCUGCUCGGAGAAUGUGGGUACUCCAACCCUGAAACAAAUUGAACAGAUGAAAAGGGGUGAUUUCUUUCAGUAUCUCAACAGUUCUCAGAUAUCUAAAUCGCAAAAUGUCAAGAGAUCAAAGAAGAAGAUGAAUGGUAAUAUUAGAGAUGUGAAGUUCGGUCACAGUCAAAUCCGAAAACAUUUGAAGAAAUCCGAAGCACAGUCAAUAGAUGAAAAUAUUUAUACCGAUGCUCAGGUUUCAUGUAGUCAGGUACACCGUGGUAAGAGGGAAGUCGCUCGAGGGCCUGUUGAUUUGGGCAAAGAUACGGAAACGGUAAAUGCUUGUGAUGAUUCUGAAAGACUUGAGGAAGUCUGCUCUGCAUCGCAACAAUGUGACAUUAGUAUUGUUUACAGUCCUUUCACAUUCUUCACUUCUCAGAUUAUAUUAAUUAUUGACAAUCGUGAGAGUGGAAAUCCAGCAAAGUUUCAGAGAAUGUGCCGUUUAUUCGAUAAAGAGAAAAUUCCGUAUGAAAUGCGUUCGUUGUCUGUAGGCGAUUAUUUGUGGAUAUUACGUAUGCAUGAUGGUUCGGAGAUGGUACUCGACUACAUCGUUGAACGCAAAACAAACAAUGAUCUGUGAUAUGAUGAGCAGAAACAACGUUUAAUUUUAUCAGGAAUCCCGAAUAUAGUCUAUAUUCUGGAAGGAACCAGAGUUUUUGAGCCUGCUCUCGAACAAGCGUUGGUUACUACUCAUGUGGAAAACCGGUUUUUGGUUUACCGUACAAAUGAUGCUGAGCAUACUGCGCUCGUCUUAGCUAGAAUUACAGAACGAAUGGUAAGGAACGCUUCCACUCGAGAGUUAACAGGAAUGAAAUUCGAAAAUUUUCAAAGAAUUUCGAAGAAAACUCAACGUCGAAAUGUCAAGGACGUAUUUUUGCGACAGCUCCUUGUAUGCCCUAUGAUCAGCGCUCAGAAAGCCUCUGCUAUUGUCGAUCGUUUUCCAUCAUUCUUUGCUCUCCGGAACUUCUACUCAUCACUUCCAAUAGAACAACGAGAAACAGCUUUGUUCGAGAAUGUUCCUGGUAUAAGCAAAGUAGCAAGCAAAAACAUGGCAAAGUUUUUCGCUUAG
Messenger RNA from Thelazia callipaeda (thelaziosis nematode), 5622 nucleotides. The record is from the annotation of a GenBank genome assembly. NCBI's taxonomy places the organism in Eukaryota, Metazoa, Nematoda, Chromadorea, Rhabditida, Thelaziidae.